AUGAGAUUCACUGCCGCCCUCGCCGUCAUCUUUGCCGCCUCGUCCGUCUCCGCCGCCCCCGUCUCCGCCGCCGCCCCCGUCUCUGCCGUCGCCGCCUCCGAGGUAGACGCCCGCGGCGUCAUUAGCGACGGCGCCCAACGCCUCGGCAGCGGCGUCCAGUCCCUCGCCGACAAUGCCGGCAACAUGAUGGAAAAGGGCGGCGCCAUGCUCUCCAACGCCAUUACCCAGGCCGGCCAGGGCGCCGACACGGCCGUCGGCAACGUGCAGGCCGCCGCCCAAAAGGCCGGCCAGGACGUGCAGGCCACCGCCCAAAGGGUCGGCCAGGACGUGCAGGCCGCCGCCCAGAGGACGGGCCAGGAAGUGCAGGCCAUGGUGCAGGACGCCGCGGAUGGUGUCAGGGGAAUGGCCAAGGAGGUCGGCGACAAUGCAAAGGGCAUGGUCGACGCCGCCGGCCACUUGGCCAAGGGCGCGGGCAACCUCAUGAAUGGCAUCGAAAAGGGACUGACUAGCUGCGCCAGCGGCGAGAACCCUGCCUGCAACAAAUAA
Beauveria bassiana ARSEF 2860 is the source of this 546-nucleotide messenger RNA. RefSeq lists its product as uncharacterized. The record is from RefSeq and is a predicted model, not a curated record. Lineage: Eukaryota; Fungi; Ascomycota; Sordariomycetes; Hypocreales; Cordycipitaceae. The coding region runs from base 1 to 546 and encodes 181 amino acids. The transcript has a single exon.